CUUGUGACAGCCUAAUCCUAUUGUUCACGUGGCCACCCACUGUUCUCAUUACAAGUUGUUACACAAUAACAAUAUUCUGUCAACAAAGUCGCAAAAUUUUGAACUUGACUCUUACAUGCACAACACCAGAGCCGCUCCGCGCCCGCCCUUUGCGACAUCACCAUAUAUAUCAUCAUUAAUUUGUCAUAGCAUCAUCAUAAGAUAUGGCUCCUGUUCGCAAAACUUUGAAAGCUCAGCCUAAGGCUGCUGCCUCCGAACCCCCUCGCCCCACCGACAUGAUCCUCGCCAUGAACGACCCCUACAUGCAACAGAUCAUCGACGGCAUCAAGACAUAUGAGUUCCGCAAGUACAACAUGGCCGGCAUCCAGCGAAUCUGGUUCUACCGCACUGCUCCCCACUCCGCCAUCACACACAUCUGCCCAGUCAACGAAGCCAUCACGAGAAACCCCGGUGACCAGCCCCUACCUGAAGAUGGGCUUGGAAACAAAGAGUACAACGCCAAAGAUCCCGAUUACGAGGGCUACGACUACGCAUAUCGCAUCAACGCAGUGUAUGAGAUCAACGCCGAUGGAGGGCAAGGCAUCACUUGGACGAUGAUGCGGGAUGAGCACGGAAUGAAGAUUGCACCACGAGGAAGAGUCAGGGUCCCCGAGUCAAUGAUGGCGCAGUAUAGCUUGGAGGGUCAGAAUAAGGUGUUAUGAGGGAUUGGGUGUGACGAGAAGACCGGCCAAUGAGCCAUGAAUACAAUUUGAUACAGUGGGAGCAC
Fusarium verticillioides 7600 is the source of this 766-nucleotide messenger RNA. RefSeq lists its product as hypothetical. The coding region runs from base 204 to 701 and encodes 165 amino acids. The record is from RefSeq and is a predicted model, not a curated record. The transcript has a single exon. Lineage: Eukaryota; Fungi; Ascomycota; Sordariomycetes; Hypocreales; Nectriaceae.